CAGAAAACAUUGAUUUCGCGUGCAUUUGUCAUGCUGCGCUGAACAAAACAGGAACCUGGAAAACAGGAACGGCGUUGGAACGUUAAACCAGGGGGUACGGGAUUAGGCCUACAUCAGUACAUGUGAAUCGUAAUACUUGACAUUUUUCAUUGUCAUAAUCAAUACAGAACACGCGUUGGCGCAAUUUCUCCAUAUUCAGGCGCAGGCCACAACUACGGCGGAUUUCCAUGGUUAAGUGUUCAGGUGAUGAUGUGAGUUGGCAGUCAGGCCUGUAGAGUAACUUCCACUCACGAUGACUUUCCGAGCUGUGUGGUUGCUGCCGUUGCCAGGAAGCGGCCCCGAAGAGAUCGUCUUCCUCAAGACUUAUCCAACUGUUGAAAAGAGAGCCCUCGUCUUCAGUGGAUCAGAGAACCAUGUCCCUCUUCCAUCAGAGAGCGCCUUGUAUGAUGCAACUUUGGAGGAACUCGGAUUGAAACAGCCUGGUACAAAGUUUGUAGAGUCCAGAGAUACGUGUGACAAGGAGUUCCAGAAGCCAAUCUUUGAGAUCAGAGUACCUGGAGGCAAGCUAUGGCCAGUGGUCAUCAUCCAGAAGUUUGGUCUUCUGUUGUGCUGUCUACCUCUGGUAGAGCAAGGGUGUGAACCUAGGCCACCGCUGACAGAGAUUCUUGGCGUGUCAUUAGGGCUGUCUCUACUUUCUGCUAUAGCUGACUUUAUGGGACAUUUACCAAAAGACUUCAGUGCAUCUCAUCCCAAGGUAUUGGAGCUGUACUCUUACAUGUGCCAGGCAGCACCAUUUGGUACACUGGUCGACAGCAACCCGACUACCAUCAGAGAAGCAAUACAAAACAAACAUUCCACGCAGCUAAUAGCAACCAAUGCUAAGCAACCAGCAUGGAGGCCGAUCAUGACCAAGGGUAAAGGUCAGGUGCACUUCGCCAUCACGGAACAAGUGAGAGCGGUUUUGUAUAACAGCAGCAACAUGGAGGACGCUUGCAGUGUGUAUGGCACAAUCACAUGCAAGGCUGACUUGGAAGGGGUUACGCCAGAGGUCAGCAUGGCUCUGAUUGUACCACAAGACUCCCCACCCCUGGAUAAUCUCAUUGUACACCCUUGUGUUCAGGGUGGUGACACACAAAUCAUCAGCUCAGGCAUGCCAGGGAUGACCAGCCGCUCCACACCGGCCAAACUGACCAGGAGGAGGCUUCGUUUCAUCCCCCCUCGAGAGGCAUUCACCCUGGGUUAUUACACCUCCUCCCCUUCCGCCACUGUCACCAGUCCCCCCCUCACCGCCUCCUACCAGAUGAAAGGGACAGAGAGGGAGGUCACGCUCACAGUCACCAUCAAGCUUAAUACCAGGGUCAAGAAUGCCUUGGAGUACUGUGAGGUCCAACUUCCAUUCUACAACAGAGGAAUCAUUACUGAGAUUGACCCCGCCCCCAGCAUAGGCAGCGUGGUGUUACCCAAUGACAGGCGGCGUCUAGGUUGGAACGUUGGCACCCGGUUCCCGUCUCGGACCCUGGAGGCAACGCUCCAGGCCAAAGUGCAGUUUGCAGAGUUUGACAAGAAGAGAUCGUCGGACUCCUACGAAGAUCCGUUUUGCGUCGGGCUGAAUGCUUAUGCAAUGAUUUACUUCAAAGUGCCAGAAUAUACUUAUACAGGCUGCCAGAUUGACCCCAGAUCUCUUCAGAUACACCCAAGUGCCAAACCAAAGUUGAAUACAGUGCGGGAGUUUUCAUCUGCCGAGUACAAAGUGUGGAAUUCCCAUGGCGAUGCCCAAGCUGUGUUUCCGGUCCCCAAGUACCUUCUGCACUAACUGCCGACACAUUUGCCUUGACUGAGCGAAAGACGAUUGCUUUGCCACAAGAAUUGUCUCAAAGAAUUGCUGAUAGUUGGUUGAAAAGGCAUCUUGCAAAACUUGAUAGUUCAAAGGUGAACACACUUCACUGCAGUUAUUGGUCAUGCCUACAGGUAUGGAUGGACUCUCACUUGUGAGAGAAUUCAUGAGAUAGUCAUCAUCUUUGCCGCACUCUGAGGCAGUGCCACAGAGAAACAUUUGUCAAGACAACUGGCCUUAUCACUCUUGCGUGGACCAAUUGAGUGUGUGUGCGUGUAUAAAAACCAGUGGAAACUGCUGGAGAAUAAGAGCAUGUGUCUGUGUCAAUAUCUUAGGCGAAUUGAAAUAGACAGAAUAAACGGUGUGAAUAAGUUCUCCUUGACACCGUCCGAGAAAAUUAUUGCAGGUUUUUCACUGGUGUGAUGAGUUAACAGUGCAUUGAACAGCAUUUUCUCCUUGCUCUCAAUGGUUUACUUUUAAGAGGAAUAAAUUUAGGACUGUUAACUUCCUUUGUAAAGCGAAAACAAAAUCAAAAUGCUGACUGUCAUGAAGUGGAAUGUUAUUAAAGGUAUGAUGAACUACCAUUACAACUUCUUGUUUCAUCAGUGCAUAAAGAUAAUGAUUAUUAAGUAUUUGUACUUUAGAAUUUAUUUGCAAAGCGUAUGAAAUGUAAAUAUAAGAUGGAAUUUCAGGUUAUUCAUGGUGAAAGACAGCAAUAGGUGGAAAGGCUUGCGGGAGCACCAUGCGGAGGAAUACAUCUCUCUUAUGAGUAUGUGUGGUUCUGAAUCCACCACUAGCAUCCUCGUCACACUCCACUGCAUCCAGUCACCUUAUAUAAACAGCUCUCUUCAGCAUCUCUUCAGUCUCCCGACAAUGGACUGAGCAUGCAGUCCGAAAUGUUGAAUAUGCUCCCGGUUCUUUCCAGAACCACACAUAUUCAUAAGAAAUAUAUUCCUUCGCAUGGUGCUACUGCAAGCGUUUCCACCUAAUGAUGUAAAUAUAAGUUGCAAUAAAAUUUUAGUAAAAUAAUCGCCUAUAUAAUUUAUGUCACUCGGGGUCAAAAUCCAGUGUUGAGAAUUGUCGAUGGGUUGGCUGGUAACUGUUUUACCCAAACUGUGGUACCCAAAAGUCCUUCUAUUGGUUUGGGUGAUACGAAGGAUUCAUUCCCUACAGACGCUCUGGACAUAUCUGGGAUAUUACUCCCACAGCAGAUACAAGACAUUUUGUACAUGCAAAGCUUAACCUUAUACCUACUGAAUGCUAGCUGGUCUGCAAGAACUCUUAAUGACCAUACCACACACAGGCUAUGUGGAAAAACUCGGCAUUUCCCAGCAGGAGCUUCGCUCCGCUGCACCAGUACGUGUCCAGAAUUUGCUCAACCUCUAGUCAAUCUUUGCAGUAUAGCUCCAAUCGUUUGAGCUUUGUUGGGUUCCUGAGAGGGCAGCCGCAAUAACAAGGGUUUUUUCGACCUGGGUUUGAGAACCCGAAACGGCAUGGGUCAGGAAUGAGAAAGCGAAAAGGAUAACCAUUAUUGACUUGAGUCAUUGCUCCCAAAUAAAACAGAUGUUUUACUGAA
Messenger RNA from Acanthaster planci (crown-of-thorns starfish), 3410 nucleotides. It is a transcript of the gene ap5m1, whose product is annotated as adaptor related protein complex 5 subunit mu 1. NCBI's taxonomy places the organism in Eukaryota, Metazoa, Echinodermata, Asteroidea, Valvatida, Acanthasteridae. The record is from RefSeq and is a predicted model, not a curated record. Gene Ontology annotation, biological process: endosomal transport. Gene Ontology annotation, cellular component: cytosol; AP-type membrane coat adaptor complex; lysosome.